CGAGAGCGCCGAGCACAGUUGGCCCGGCAAGCGCGUGCAGAAGCGGAUGCGCCGCGCGUUGGACUCGUCGGCCGCCGUAGCCCCUGCUAGGACAGCCCGUACGAGUCCGCUGGAGGAGGAAGAGAAAGGCAGAGAGAAUCGGGUUACAAGAUGGCGGAUCUGUAGUGGUUACCGCGGCGGCGGCUGCGGCGGGAGAGCAAGCGAGCUCUGGGGGGCAAAGGGAGGGGAGGGUGGGCGUGUGCGGGGGUGAAGUGAGAGGUAGCAGGGACUUCAGGCGGUGGGGUCUUGGUGGCUCUUGUCACACCUUCCCGCGGCUGAACCCCUGGAGCCAUGGUGAACUCGGGCCUCUCCGGAGCCGCCGCCGCCGCUGCCGCCACCGCCGCUACCGUCUCUUAAAGAGUGAGGGGCGCGGACGAGGCGAGCGAGGAGGCGGCGGCUAGAGCGGCGGGGGCAGCAGCCACCAUGUCGGAUACGCGGCGGCGAGUGAAGGUGUAUACUCUGAACGAAGACCGGCAAUGGGACGACCGAGGCACCGGGCACGUCUCCUCCACUUACGUGGAGGAGCUCAAGGGGAUGUCGCUGCUGGUUCGGGCCGAGUCCGACGGAUCACUACUCUUGGAAUCAAAGAUAAAUCCAAACACUGCAUAUCAGAAACAACAGGACACAUUAAUUGUGUGGUCAGAAGCUGAAAACUAUGAUCUGGCUCUAAGUUUUCAGGAGAAAGCUGGCUGUGAUGAGAUUUGGGAAAAAAUCUGUCAGGUUCAAGGUAAGGAUCCCUCAGUGGAAGUCACCCAGGACCUCAUUGAUGAAUCAGAAGAGGAACGCUUUGAAGAAAUGCCGGAAACCAGCCAUCUGAUUGACCUGCCCACGUGUGAACUCAAUAAACUUGAAGAGAUAGCUGACUUAGUUACCUCAGUUCUCUCCUCGCCUAUCCGUAGAGAAAAGCUGGCUCUGGCCUUGGAAAAUGAAGGCUAUAUUAAAAAACUACUGCAGCUGUUCCAAGCGUGUGAGAACCUAGAAAACACUGAAGGCUUACACCAUUUGUAUGAAAUUAUUAGAGGAAUCUUAUUCCUAAAUAAGGCAACUCUGUUUGAGGUAAUGUUUUCUGAUGAGUGUAUCAUGGAUGUCGUGGGAUGCCUUGAAUACGACCCUGCUUUGGCUCAGCCAAAAAGGCAUAGAGAGUUCUUGACCAAAACUGCAAAGUUUAAGGAAGUUAUACCAAUAACAGACUCUGAACUAAGGCAAAAGAUACAUCAGACUUACAGGGUACAGUACAUUCAGGACAUCAUUUUGCCUACACCAUCCGUUUUUGAAGAGAAUUUUCUUUCUACUCUUACGUCUUUUAUUUUCUUCAACAAAGUUGAGAUAGUCAGCAUGUUGCAGGAAGAUGAGAAGUUUUUGUCUGAAGUUUUUGCACAGUUAACAGAUGAGGCUACAGAUGAUGAUAAACGGCGUGAAUUGGUUAAUUUUUUCAAGGAAUUCUGUGCAUUUUCUCAGACAUUACAACCUCAAAACAGGGAUGCAUUUUUCAAAACUUUGGCGAAAUUGGGGAUUCUUCCUGCUCUUGAAAUUGUGAUGGGCAUGGAUGAUUUGCAAGUCAGAUCAGCUGCUACAGAUAUAUUUUCUUAUCUUGUGGAGUUUAGCCCAUCUAUGGUCCGAGAGUUUGUAAUGCAAGAAGCCCAGCAGAGUGAUGACGAUAUCCUUCUCAUUAAUGUAAUAAUUGAACAAAUGAUCUGUGACACUGAUCCUGAGCUAGGAGGCGCUGUUCAACUAAUGGGACUUCUGCGAACUCUCAUUGAUCCAGAGAACAUGCUGGCUACAACUAAUAAAACUGAAAAAAGUGAAUUUCUAAAUUUCUUCUACAACCAUUGUAUGCAUGUCCUCACAGCACCACUUUUGGCCAAUACAUCAGAAGACAAAUGUGAGAAGGAUAAUAUAGUUGGAUCUAACAAAAACAACACAAUUUGUCCAGAUAAUUAUCAAACAGCACAGCUGCUUGCCUUAAUUUUAGAGUUACUCACAUUUUGUGUGGAACAUCACACAUAUCACAUAAAAAACUACAUUAUGAACAAAGACUUGCUAAGAAGAGUCUUGGUCUUGAUGAAUUCGAAGCACACGUUCCUAGCUUUGUGUGCCCUUCGCUUUAUGAGGCGGAUAAUUGGCCUGAAAGACGAAUUCUAUAACCGUUACAUCACCAAGGGAAAUCUUUUUGAGCCAGUUAUAAACGCUCUUCUGGAUAACGGGACUCGGUACAAUCUGUUGAAUUCAGCUGUGGUCGAGUUGUUUGAAUUUAUAAGAGUGGAAGAUAUCAAGUCUCUUACUGCCCAUAUAGUUGAAAACUUUUAUAAGGCACUUGAAUCGAUUGAAUAUGUUCAGACAUUCAAAGGAUUGAAGACUAAAUAUGAGCAAGAGAAAGACAGACAAAAUCAGAAACUCAACAGUGUCCCGUCUAUAUUGCGUAGUAACAGAUUUCGCAGAGAUGCAAAAGCCUUGGAAGAGGACGAAGAAAUGUGGUUUAAUGAAGAUGAGGAGGAGGAAGGCAAAGCAGUCGUGGCACCAGUGGAGAAAUCUAAGCCAGAAGAUGAUUUUCCAGAUAGUUACGAAAAAUUCAUGGAGACUAAAAAAGCAAAGGAAAGUGAAGACAAGGAAAACCUCCCCAAAAGGACGUCUUCUGGUGGCUUCAAAUUUACUUUCUCCCACUCCGCCAGUGCUGCUAAUGGAACAAACAGUACGAACAGUAAAUCUGUAGUGGCUCAAACAUCACCAGCAAGUUCUAAUGGAUCUUCUUCCAAAACCACAAAUCUGGCUGCGUCAGUAACAGCCACCAAGAUACUUUAUUAAGAAUGAGCAGAAUCAAGUACAAACAGAAGCACAUUUUUCACCCUUUUUGACACUAAUAGAAACUUGAAUGCAUCUGUUCUGCAUCUUUUGGGAGAGUGGAGAGAAAACCGGUGUUUCUUGGAAAACAAAGUACUUGCUCACACUGUAACAGCGUUUGAAAUUCGGCAAGAUGGGGUUCACAGAAGGGGAGCACUGAUCUGAUUGACUCUAAGUCGUCGUCCACAAACCAGCUGCGUUUCUCCGUUUCUCCGUGGUGGAAAGCUCUUCCUAGCCAGUGGCCUUUUAGUUUAUCAGCUUCACCAUCAGUUUGGAUUACUUCGGUCAACUUGAUUGGUUCUAAAGAAAAUUAAAUAGACCAGGUGGGAACUUGUUCGCCUUUGUUUUCCUUUGCAAGGCAUCCUAAAGCUCUAAUGUGCUACCAGAAAUACUUUUUAAAAGAUGAGCAUGCUGUAAAGAUGCAAAAUACUACUUUAGUUGUAUAGGUGGAAAACAUGUGCGUUUACUAGGAGAAAAAAAUACUUAGAAGGUCUGAAUGAGAUCAGCGGAUGCUUAAAAUAAACACUUCUUUUGCCGCAUAUUCACCAAAGAAAACCCUGCAUCUUUUUCUCUAAAAUUUAUUCUGGCACGCUUUCCAUAUCAGGACAUAAAAAUCUUUUUGCAUAGUAUUACAGUGUAAGAAUAACCUUUAAUUUAUAACUAGCCCUACUGAUGGACAUGGACGUUUUUUCCAGUUUUUUGCGGUUAUAAUCUUUGUCAUAGUCCAUGACCUUCUGCAUAUGUUAUUUCCCAUGUGUAUUUCUGUGUAGAAUGCUCAUCAUAAUUUUGGUAAUUAUUUCUAAAUAUAACCACUCAGUAAAAUAGGAAUAAAUGCAUAAUUUCUUAAAAUGAUACAUAUGUCUCAUGCUGAAAGCUAGCUCUGUGAGGGUAUUAGAAAUAUUCCCUCUAAAGACAGCCUGCCACCUUCCUGUUGCUGUUGAACCAUUGCUCUGGGGUAUUGGCCAAGGCAGUCAGGAGAGAUAAAGAAGUGAAAGCUGUAACAGUUGGGAAUUAGCUGGAAAACCUGUCACUUUUUCCUGUGAUUUUUUAAAAGUCACCAAAAAUCGUGUUUAGGGGCGAUCUACCUAGUCCUUAUUUCUUUGAUUAAGGAAUGAUUCUUAGCUUUAUUAACAUAAUGCAUUACAGUUGCCAAAUUUUGAAACUUCCUUCCGUACUCCAGCUCUGCUUGGUUGUAAUUUGUCAGUUUAUUGGUUGGUUGGUUUUUAAAAACAGUGUUGUAGUCUUUGCGUGGGUUUUUGUUGUUACCAUUGGUUUGACCCCUUCUUUCAUAAUGGACACCUUCAAGUGUCAUAGUGAGCUUUAGAUUUUCUUUCAUAUUAAAAAAUGAGGCAGGUUUUCAACAAGGGUGCCAAGAACGAAGAAUGAAUAGCCAUUUCAACAGGCAGUGCUAGGCCAGCUGGAUGUCCUACACGCAGCAGAAUGAUGUUGGAUUCCUGUCUCACAUCAUAUACAGAAUUUAACUCAAAAUGGAUGAAAACAGUUGUGAAUCUUCCUGACGUUGGAUUAGGCAGCGAUUCUAAGACGGCAAAGCACAACCAACAAAAGAAAA
Messenger RNA from Trichechus manatus latirostris (Florida manatee), 4447 nucleotides. It is a transcript of the gene PPP4R3B, whose product is annotated as protein phosphatase 4 regulatory subunit 3B. The coding region runs from base 463 to 2841 and encodes 792 amino acids. The record is from RefSeq and is a predicted model, not a curated record. Gene Ontology annotation, biological process: DNA damage response; protein dephosphorylation. Gene Ontology annotation, cellular component: nucleoplasm; protein phosphatase 4 complex. NCBI's taxonomy places the organism in Eukaryota, Metazoa, Chordata, Mammalia, Sirenia, Trichechidae. The transcript has 16 exons. Gene Ontology annotation, molecular function: protein phosphatase activator activity.